Leptomonas pyrrhocoris is the source of this 1754-nucleotide messenger RNA. RefSeq names its product putative mitochondrial fumarate hydratase. Lineage: Eukaryota; Euglenozoa; Kinetoplastea; Trypanosomatida; Trypanosomatidae. The record is from RefSeq and is a predicted model, not a curated record. The transcript has a single exon. Gene Ontology annotation, molecular function: fumarate hydratase activity. Bases 105 to 1754 code for a protein of 549 amino acids. Gene Ontology annotation, biological process: generation of precursor metabolites and energy.
AGAGAAGCUUGAAGGAGGAAAAGAACCUUUGCUUUCUUCGCGAACGACCUCAAAAGAUAUAUAUAUUUUUUCACUGUGCACGGCAAGAUACAAUCAGCAGCAGCAUGUUUCGUCGUGUCGGCCUUCGACUGGCCGAGUUCCAGUACGUCCCGCUCAUCUCCAAAGUGUCGCACAAGGACACCAAGUACCGCCUGCUGUCCAAGGAGCACGUCGCGGUCGUGCAGCCCGGCGCGGGGCUGCCGGAGAUGCUGAAGGUAGACCCGGCGGCGCUCACGUUGCUGACCGCCACCGCCUUCGACGACAUUGAGCACCUGCUCCGCCCCUCGCACCUCGCCUGCCUGCGUAAAAUCUUCGAUGACCCAGAGGCGAGCGACAAUGACAAGUUUGUCGCGCUGCAGCUGCUGAAGAACGCGAACAUCUCCGCCGCGCGUGUGCUGCCCGGCUGCCAGGACACCGGCACGGCCAUCAUCGCGGGCUACCGCGGCGAGCAGGUGUUCGUCCCCGGCAACGACGAGGAGGCCCUCAGCCGCGGCGUCUUCGACACCUUCCAGCAGCGCAAUCUCCGCUACAGCCAAAACGUUCCGCUGACGAUGUUCGACGAGAAGAACACCGGCACGAACCUGCCGGCGCAGAUCGACCUCUACGCUACCAAAGGAAUGGAGUACAGCUUCAUGUUCGUGGCGAAGGGGGGCGGCUCGGCCAACAAGUCCUACUUGUUCCAGGAGACGAAGUCGGUGCUGAACCCCAAGUCGCUGCGGAAGUUCCUGCAGGAGAAGCUGGCCAUGUUCGGCACGGCCGCCUGCCCGCCCUACCACGUCUCCGUCGUGAUCGGCGGCACGAGUGCGGAGACGACGAUGAAGACUGUGAAGUACGCCUCGUGCAAGUACUACGACGACCUCAUCACCAAGCCGGACGCGACAACGGGCUACGCCUUCCGCGACCUCGAGAUGGAGAAGGAGGUGCUGAGCAUUUGCCAGCACAUCGGGAUGGGAGCGCAGUUUGGUGGAAAGUACUACGCCCACGACGCCCGUGUCAUUCGUCUGCCGCGCCACGGUGCGUCGUUGCCCAUCGGCAUCGGUGUCUCCUGCAGCGCUGACCGCCAGGCCCUUGGCAAGAUCAACAAGGACGGGAUUUGGCUGGAGGAGCUGGAGACGGAGCCGUCCAAGUACAUGCCGGAAGUCAAGGAGGCCGAGCUUCUCAAGACACCACCGGUAGAGGUGGACCUGAGCCGGCCCAUGUCGGAGGUGCUGAAGGAGCUGUCGAAGUACCCGGUGAAGACGCGGCUGAGUCUGACGGGCACCAUCAUCGUCGCGCGCGACAUCGCCCACGCCCGGAUGCGCGAGAUGGUGGAGGCGGGCAAGCCGCUGCCGCAGUACAUGAAGGACCACCCCGUCUACUACGCAGGGCCGGCGAAGCAGCCGAAAGGGCUGCCUUCUGGCUCCUUUGGUCCCACCACGGCGGGUCGCAUGGACCCCUUUGUCGACCUCUUCCAGUCGCUGGGCGGCUCGAUGAUUAUGCUGGCCAAGGGCAACCGUAGCAAGCAAGUGACGGACGCCUGUAAGAAGUACGGCGGCUUCUACCUCGGCAGCAUCGGUGGGCCGGCGGCGGUGCUGGCCACGGAGGCGAUCAAGAAGGUGGAGUGCGUGGAUAUGAAGGAGCUGGGCAUGGAGGCGGUGUGGAAGAUUGAGGUGGUGGGCUUCCCCGCCUUUAUCGUGGUGGAUGACAAGGGCAACGACUUCUUCAAGCAGCUGUAG